This is a messenger RNA of Caenorhabditis angaria, 4062 nucleotides long. Lineage: Eukaryota; Metazoa; Nematoda; Chromadorea; Rhabditida; Rhabditidae. The record is from the annotation of a GenBank genome assembly.
AUGGCAAAUCAACAACACUGGAAACACAUUUGGCCGUCGGCCAACAUUCUAGCCGAUUUCAUUUUCUGCAAUCAGGAAUUGGUCAAAAAUCGCCGGAUUUUGGAGAUUGGCUCAGGAGCGACGGGGGUUUGCGGAUUGACGGCGGCGAAAAUUGGAGCCGCGCAUGUUUGGCUCAGCGAUCAUCCUGAGCAACAAGUUGCCUUGGAGACAUUGAAGGAGAAUGUGGAGAAUAAUGGAGUUGGUGGAAAUUGUGAGAUUUUGGUGAGUUAAUAUGAGCAAUGCUCAAUUUUUUGUGAAAACCUCAAAUUUUUCUGUAUAAUAUGAGCAAUCCUAUGAUUUUCCGAAAAAAAUAACAUGAGCAAUGCUCAAUUUUUUGGAGAAUCUCAAGUUUUUACACUAUAAUAUGAGCAAUCUUAUGAAUUUCGAGGAAAUAACCUGAGCAAUGCUCAAUUUUUGGAAAUCCUCAUAUUUUUACACUAUAAUAUGAGCAAUCUUAUGAUUUUUGAGGAAAUGCUCAAUUUUUUAAAAAACCGCAAAUUUUUACACUAUAAUAUGAGCAAUCUUAUGAUUUUUCGAGGUUAACAUGAGCAAUGCUCAAUUUUUUUGGGAAUACCUCGAAUUUUUGCAGUAUAACAUGAGCCUAAGUUAUGGCGUGGCAAAAUCGUGAAAAUUUUGAAAUUUUUAGCCACUGAAAAUGCCACGUGGCAAAUUCUUCAAAAAUUACCUGAGCAAUGUUGAAAAUCUCUAGAAAAUUUUAUGUCCGAAAUUCCAAAUGCUAACCUGAGCAAUCCGCAAAAAAAUCAAUGAUCCCGCAUUUUUCAGGGCCUCGACUGGGACAAUCCAAAAAGCAUCGAAAAUUUCCUCACCACCACCCAAAACCUGGAUCUCACCAUAGCUUCUGAUGUGUUUUUCGACCCCUCCACAUUCCAAGGACUUACCCGAACUUUUUCGCAAAUUUUGGAAAGAUUUCCCCAAUCUCAAAUCUGGUUCGCUUAUCAGGAAAGAGAGUUUAGUAGUUUUUUUUUCUUUUCAAAAACAUUUUCUUCAAAUUUCUGUCAAAAAAGUUAGAUAUGCAGGUUUUUCUAUCGUACUCUUUAGCAUGUUCCUUUAAUCUUUGUAGUUUUUUCUUCACUUUCAUUUUUUUCUUAUCUUAUCAAUUUUUUUUCUUCUGAUUUCUGGCCAAUUUUUUGUUUUUUUCCAGUGACAAUUGGACAACUGCAGAGCUUUUUGAGAAAAGUGGACUACACUCUAGUUUGAUCCGGAAGACUCAAGCCGACGCACAUACGAUUCAAUUGAUUUCGGUGGUCUUGAAGCGAGCGAGAAUGAAGUGGUACGGUGGAAUUGAGGGGUGAGUGGGAAUUUGAAAUUUUUGAAAAAUUUGUGGAUUUUGAGCUGCUGAUCCAGUUGUCAGAAAUUAGUUAGCUCAAGUCUGAAGAGAGUUAUGACGUGGCAAUAAAACAAUUAUAGAUUUUCAGCUGAAAAUCUAUAAUUCUGAAGCAUUGCUCAUGUUAAACCCUUGAAAAUUCAGAUUUUUGAGUCUUUCAAUAUGAAAAACAUCAAAAAUCGAUUUGUUUUUGGGUCUCGCAGCGAUCCAGACUACUGUAGACACCUUUAAAAUCGCAUUUUGAGCAGUGAAUGUUCUACAGUACUCCUGGGUUUCAGAAAAAUUGAUUUUGGGUCGCGAAACGAUCUACAGUAGUCUUGAAGCUUCAAAAUCAGAUUCAUGAAUUUUUGCCACGUCAUAACUCACUUCAGAGUUGAGCUAACUAGUUUUUUGACACCUGGAUCAUGAUCAGCAGGUCAAAAUUUACUAGAAAAAAUAUAUUUCAAAAGAAAUCUCGAUUUUCCAGAGGCGGAACCGCUUCAAAACUCGUCUUCAUCGAUGAAACCGGCGAAAAACGCAUCUGGUCUGAAUCGAUCGGCACAAAUUACUAUCUACAAGGCGUGGAAAAAGUCGGGGACCACGUUGCGGAAUGGAUCCGCCGCAUCGCCGCGGAAAACCGCGUGCUUCUUCCGCUCGAGUCGCUAGGAAUGGGUCUUUCCGGAGCGGAAGACGCGAGCAUCAAUGAGACUUUUUGCCAAUAUUUGAGGGAUAAUCAUGGAGAUAUUGCGAGAAAUGUGCAUUUAGAGUCGGAUGCGGUUUGUACGGUCGCAGCGAAUUUUGAUGAACGUAAGCGGAUUGGAUUUUUGGAUUCUCCAUAAAAUUCUACCCCGGAAACGUAUAAAAAUCAAAAUUUUGCACUAAAUUUCACUAGCGGGAUCGAACCCGCCACCUCUAGAUCACUAAAUGCAUCUCUAACCGACUGAGCCAAUUUUUUGCGAGAUGAAAGGUCGCGGGUUCGAUUCUUCGCGCAGGCGAAGUUUUUUAUAUGUUUCUUGGGUAGAAUUUCAUGGCGAGUCUGAAAAUCCACGUGGCAUCGGCUGAAAAUCCAGUUUUCUCCUAGAAAAUCCGAUUUUUUUUUGCAGAAGGCAUUGUUCUGAUUGCUGGAACUGGUUCAUCGUGCAGAAUGUUGAUGAAAAAUGGUGAAGUGAAAGGUGUUGGUGGAUGGGGACAUUCGAUUGGUGAUGGUGGAAGUGCAUAUUGGAUUGCGAAUCGAGCGAUUCGAACACUUUUUGAUGAUGAUGAUGGAUUGGAGAAGGCCAAGUUUGGUGUAGAGAAGAUUCGAGAACUUUUGUGUGAUGUGAGUUUUUUUCUAAAAAUUUUGAAAAUUUUUAAUUUUUGUGUGCUGUGAGUUUUUUAAGAUAAAAAAUCCCAAAAAAAUACGUUUCAAAAUUUUAUUUUAUAAAAAAAAUUCGAAAUUGGUUGUUAAUAUUUAGUUUCUAAAAUAAAUGGAAGCAAAAAUUGAAUUUAUUCCUAAAGCAAUGUUGGGAUAUAGCAAUGUUGGGAUAUAUUAGAUCUAUCAAAAAUUCUGAAAUUGAUGAACGCUCCAAAAUGAGCUCUGGAGAUUUUCAGAGAUUUUUAAAAGACCUAGAAGAAUCUAGAAGGCUCAGAACAUUUUUAUUGAUUUUUUUUUAGAAGAUUUGGAAAUUCUAUAAGGGUUUUCUGAUUUUUAAAAACCUUGUGAAGAAUUCUUGAAGAUCUGGAAAGUGUUCUGAACAUUCUUGAAGAUCUGAAAAUCCUAGAACAUCUAGAAGGUUUUUCUAAAGUUCCUAGAAGUGCUGAGAAGCCCCGGAACAUUUUUCUAAAUUUCUAAAAUAUCCCCAACUCUUUUUGAAGCCCCAGAAAAUUUUCUAGAUUUUCCAGAAUAUUUUGUCAAAUUUCUAGAAGCUCUGGAAAGUCUAAAAGUGUUUUUCUAGAAUUUUUAGAAGUUCGGAAAAGUUUCAGAAGGUUCAGAAAAUUUUACUGAAUUUUUAAAAGCCCCAAAAAAUUUUCUAGAUUUUCCAGAAUAUUUUGUAAAAUUUCUAGAAGCUCUGGAAAGCCUAAAAGUGUAUUUCUAAAAUAAGUAGAAGCUCGGAAAACUUUCAGAAGGUUCAGAAAAUAUUACUGAAUUUUUAAAAGAUCCUAUAAGGCUUUGCUGAUUCUCAGAAGCUUUGGAAACAAUUCCAGAAGCCUCAGAAAAUUCUAGAAGUCUUGGGACAACUUCUGAAGUCCUUAACAUCCCGUGAAAUCUAAAUCCGUACUUAUUUCAGCACUUCAAAAUCGCCGACAAAAUCGGAAUUCUCGAUUUUCUCUACCACAAAUUCGAAAAGCACACCAUCGCCCAAUUCACCAAAACGCUCUCUGAAAAUCCGGAAGAUCCACAAAUUGCUGAAAUUUUCAAAGAUGCUGGAAUUAUCAUCGCAAAACACGUGGCAGCUAUCAGUAAACAUUUGGAUUCAGAAGAUCGCAAAGAAUUAUCGAUUGUUUUGGUUGGAAGUGUAUUCAAGUCAUGGAAUCUGUUGAAAUCUGGAUUUGUUGAGGAAUUGAAGAGAGCUUCUGAUGGAAUUCGAAGAGUUAGGCUAUAUCUACCGUCUGAAAAUCCGGCUGUUGGUGCAGCUGUUUUUGCGGCGCAUUUGCUUUGUGCCACGAGAAUCGAGCAUGCGAAAAAUAAACAAAUUUGUGAUGUUAUUGAAAUUGUAUGA